This is a messenger RNA of Dermacentor silvarum, 1044 nucleotides long. RefSeq lists its product as uncharacterized. Gene Ontology annotation, cellular component: preribosome, large subunit precursor. The record is from RefSeq and is a predicted model, not a curated record. Lineage: Eukaryota; Metazoa; Arthropoda; Arachnida; Ixodida; Ixodidae. Gene Ontology annotation, biological process: ribosomal large subunit assembly; rRNA processing. The transcript has a single exon. The coding region runs from base 121 to 1044 and encodes 307 amino acids.
GACAUUGGUGGGCAGACCAGAGGCCUCUCUGGGUCUGGCCCAAGCAACGACAGCCAGCCUGAUGAUGAGUCAAUUCCUUUCAAAACAUCAGAGAAGCGCACCACUGCGGACCCAGAAGGUAUGAAUCCCAGCAAGCUGUCCACCACCGAGCAUCAGAGCACACAGCCGAAGGACAAGGAGAAGGCCGACCUCUAUCAGCAUGUCACCAGUGAGGAGGCGCACGAUGAAGUCGCACUUGAUACAGCCACACAAGAGCAAGCACGGGCCACAAUGGAGAAUGCAGAGGAAGAAAGAAUGCCAGACCAACUAACGGAACAAGACCAAGAAGAAGCUAUGGAGGAAGAUCAUUCAGAAAAGCAUGCAGCCACACACCGAAAAGCAGCCGCUACAGAGGAGGCAGAAACAAUGGAGAAGUCAGGCACUGUUGUAGAGACUGCGUUUGUGGAACGAGGCCCUGAACCAAGCUUUCACACCAAUAUGGAUCUUGUUACAGGAGUAGAAAUGGAUGAGGAAGCACGCUUGUCUGCCGAAUGGGAAGUGGCCACCAUUCAACCGGGGUCAGAGACGUGGGCAGCCUGGGAGAAGGCAGAGCGUGAUGUUGCUCCACUGGUGCAGGAACUGUGCGAACAGCUGCGGCUUGUGCUAGAGCCAACCAAGGCGUCACGGCUUCGAGGCGACUUCAGGUCUGACAAGCGGCUUAGCAUGCGCCGCGUGAUUGCAUACUUGGCAAGCCAGCUCCGCAAAGAUAAGAUUUGGCUGCGGAUGGUGCAGCCUUCACAGAGACAGUACCGCGUGAUGCUUGCCAUCGAUGACUCACUCAGCAUGGGCCCCAGUGGGCCUCUUGCUCUGCAGUCGUUGGCACUCCUGGCACAGGCGCUAAGUUUUCUGGAGGCAGGGGAGCUGGGUGUGGUGAGCUUCGGAGAGCAAGUGCUAAUACUGCACUCGUUGGGCCAGCCAUGGACACGGCAGUCAGGUGCCACGGUGGCAGGGCUGUUGAACUUUAAGCAGACACGUACACGUGUAGCCCCUCUUCUGAUGGCGUAG